GAGAGAGAGAAAAGAAGAAGAAGGAAGAAACCAUGGAAGAUGUGGCUGAUGAGAGAGAGAGGUUGACCUCUCUAACAAAUCUAAAUCCAGAAGAAGAAGAAGAAGAAGAGGAAGGACAGAAGAGAGAGAAAUCCCCAGGUGGAGAAAGAGAGGAGGGUGUGGAUACAGCAACAAGAGGAAAAGAAGAGGGGAUCAUAGAUCACAUAAUCUCCAACUUAAGUAUCAACAUUCCAAGCCUCUCUCCGCAUGGUUUGGAGGAGAAAAAAGAAGAGGUUAAAGAGAGCAUGGAAGAGACCCACCAAAAAGAGGAUGAGGAACCCAAUAAUGGUGGUGGUGAUGGAUUAAUAGAUCAUAUAGUCUCCAAAUUGGAUGCAACAAUAGCUAUAUCCCCAAGUGGUAAAAAGAUAAAAGGAGGAGAGGAAUCCUCUAGUGGUGGAGUUAUUAAUCACCUCCUCUCAACUUUACCUGCUUCUCUUCCUAUUUCAGAUGAACAAGCCCCAGGAGCAGAUGAGGCUUCUCUUCUCAUUUCCAUCGUUGAGGACUAAGGAGACUAGGCUUAUGUUUUUGUAUGAUUUCAUCUGGAAAUUAAAUAAUGUACUCUACGGUUUUUUUCUUUUUCUCUUUUUUAAUUUGUAACUUUAGGUGCAUGUGACCUCCACUUUUUAGCUAAAAAGCUCCUGCACUG
Ananas comosus (pineapple) is the source of this 685-nucleotide messenger RNA. RefSeq lists its product as uncharacterized. NCBI's taxonomy places the organism in Eukaryota, Viridiplantae, Streptophyta, Magnoliopsida, Poales, Bromeliaceae. The coding region runs from base 33 to 545 and encodes 170 amino acids. The record is from RefSeq and is a predicted model, not a curated record. The transcript has 2 exons.